This is a messenger RNA of Spodoptera exigua (beet armyworm), 1397 nucleotides long. Lineage: Eukaryota; Metazoa; Arthropoda; Insecta; Lepidoptera; Noctuidae. The record is from the annotation of a GenBank genome assembly.
CUUUGACUUGACAUUUUAUUAUUGUGAAUACUUAGAAGGUUUUUGAAAGUUUUAAAUAUUACUUCUCUAUUUCUUUUUCUGAAUAUUCAGACUACAGUUCUAUAUUAUUUCUAUAGGUGAUAAUAUUUUAUUUUGGUUUCUAGAUAGUACGUUUAUUAUGUUUGAAUCAGACGAUUACGACCAGGUCUUAUCUCAAUUUGAAUUUCCCGAAGACGUCUUAGCAGUGAAUACGAAUAAUGUAGAAAGUAAAUGUGGCUCAAAAAACACGAACGUUGACGUAAAAAACGAUGCUGUGCACAACUUACAAACGAAUGGGGCGCAAGUUUUGAAGUUAAAUGAGAAUAUUCCUAAAAGUAUUGAAUUGCUAGUAAGGAACAAUGAAAACAUUGUUAACAACAGCAAAGAAAAUGUGAAGAAUGCAAAUAGUGUAGUAUCGCCAAAGCAUACAAAGCGAAAAAUGAUAAAUUCAUAUUUUGAUCAUAAAAGUAAAAGAAAGUUCCCUGGGCCAGCUGGACUUCUAACAGGAGGAUUUGAAGAAAAUGAGAAUAUUUGUCAAAUUGAAUUACUUUCCCAGGAUGUUGAUUUCACUCAAAACAGCUUGAGAGGUGAUUUAUUUGAGUCUCCAUUGUGGGUAAGGUUGUUAGAUGAUUUAAAAAGUUGGAAUUUACAUGAUGUAGAUUCAAUAAAAACAGUAAAGCAGCAAGCUAUGUCAGGAAACCUGAGGAGAAGGAAGGCCCAUACUAUUACUGCCUUUGUUGAAACUGUGGAUAGAUCUGCUACAGACCCACUAAUCAUCAUGAGAGAUACCACAGGAAAUAUAAAAGGUACACUUCAUAGAGAUGCAUGGUCAUCUUUUUCAAAGUACAUAGCUUCUGAAUAUUGUGCAUUUAUAUUAUGGAAGCCUACAAUACUUACAACAGGGAGUGCUUUCAAGAAACAUUACCUCAAUAUAACAUUAAGUAAUAUAUUAGCUGUCUAUAGCUCAACAGUACUGGCUGAUGAUGCAGAAGCUAAGCCCUUACCUGAUGGUUACACAAUUGUUUAUGAAGAAGAUUAUACUGUGAUAAAAACUGAAAAGAAUUUGAAAAACAUAGGUACAAAUGAAACAGUUACAAAUGGUUUUGAUAGUAAUACAAGUGAUUUGUUAGAAGAACUGGAUACUAUAUUUUCUGAUGAUGUAUUUUAGUGGUGUUGCAUUCAUUGUCUAGCUCAAAAGUAAACCUUAUUUGCUAUAUCAAUAGGUAGGUUAUUCAAAGUAUUAAAUGUCUUGAUUGUUUGAUUUUUUACUUAUGAUUUAUCUAAUAAUUGUGGUGCUAUUGUGUGUAGCCUCAAAUAGUACAUGUAACAAUAAAUAUUACUGUAUUGAUAAUUUUAGGGUAUAAUAUAAUAAAACAAUU